Molecule: messenger RNA, 1389 nt
Organism: Dendrobium catenatum
Lineage: Eukaryota; Viridiplantae; Streptophyta; Magnoliopsida; Asparagales; Orchidaceae
Product: F-box/kelch-repeat protein SKIP20-like
Exons: 1
Coding region: 107-1219 (370 amino acids)
Biological process (GO): negative regulation of cytokinin-activated signaling pathway; regulation of phenylpropanoid metabolic process
Molecular function (GO): protein binding
Source: RefSeq, a predicted model, not a curated record
UCCUCACUACUCAUCUUUCUUCCGGUAAUUUCGAUAACCUAAAUCAGUUUGUCCUUCUAUUUCGAAACUUUGGAAAUACAGAUCGGGAUAGAGCCGAUUCGGCCUUAUGGAAGAAGAUCAAGCAUUGAUACCCGGCCUCCCGGACGACAUAGCCUUAGACUGCAUCGCGAGAGUGCCACAACGCUUCCUUCCCGGCCUCAGGCCGAUCUGCCGGCGUUGGCGCGAUUUAGUGACGGCUCCAUCCUUCCGCCGUCACCGUGAGAGAAUCGGCUCGGCUGAGGAUCUGAUCUUUAUCGUUCAAGCCUUAGGCGGCACCGCCGCUUCCAUCGCUGGCGACGCCAAAGAUUCAGGUAAGCCUGACAGCGCCGCCGAUCUCCAUCCGCCGGUUUACGCGUUAUCCGUCUACAUCGCCACGGACGGUUCCUGGCACCGCCUGGCCUCGCCGGAUCCGAUUCCGAUGUUCGCUCAGUGCGUCACCGUCGAAGGGAAGCUGAUCCUCGUCGGAGGAUGGGAUCCCGUGACGCUCGACCCGGUGCCAGAUGUGCGGAUUGUAGAUCUGGUCACUGGGGAGUGGAGAAAGGGCAGGCCGAUGUCAGCCGCACGGUCGUUCUUCGCGUGCGCGGCGGUGGGCGGGAGGAUUUACGUUGCCGGAGGGCACGACGAAAUGAAGAACGCGCUGCGGACGGCGGAGAUUUACGAUGUGGAGGCGGAUGAAUGGGCGGCGAUUCCGGCGAUGGCGGAGGAGAGAGACGAGAGUCAGGGAGUGGCAAUCGGGGGCAGAUUCUGGGCGAUAAGUGGAUACGGAACGGAGACCCAGGGGCGGUUUACGGAUUCGGCGGAGUGGUACGAUCCUGAGAAGGGGGUUUGGCGGAGUGAGGAAGGGGUGUGCUCUGAGGAAUCGGGCUCGGCAGCUUGCUUCGCCGGAGGCGAUGGGUUGUGGUGUGUGGAGAGGCGAGGGGCUAGGGAAUAUAGGGGAGAGAGUGGGUGGAAAGAGGCUGCUCAGGCAGCAGAGGGGAUGAAGGGGACUUCAUGCAUGGCACCGAUGGGAGGCGGCAAGGUUUUCGUGAUGGGGGCCGCCAGAGACGGUGAAGCCGCCGCCGGUGGCAGCGGGGGUUAUGGCAGUUGGAUUUUGGACAUUGUUGCAGGGAAAUGGAUAAGGGUUGAGACGCCGGCGAAAUUUUCAGGGUUCGCGUACUCCGCUGCCGCUGUCCGUAUGUGAGUCUGGUCACCGGCUUGGUAAUCAGUAUCACCCCCUAAUUAAUUAAGAUAAUGAGGCGUCAUUAGUUUAAUAAUGUUAUCCUGAGUGUUAUGGAGCUGCUGAGGACUAGGUAUUGUAUAGUUUUUAUAUUAAAAAGUCAUAUAAUAUAUAUAUAUGUGCCUUUUCUUUUU